AUGUCCUCUCCCUUCCGCAUCGUCGAACAUGUCGUACCAAGCCAGCACAUCAGGGAAUACCCUGGCGCCACAGCCAACGAACAGGAAGAGCCCCUGCAACUAGCCGUGAAACAAUACAUCCCUCUCGACAACCCCAAACCGCAACCAGGCGACGUGACUAUCCUCGCUGCACACGCCAAUGGCUUCCCCAAGGAGCUGUAUGAGCCACUCUGGGAGGAAAUCUACGCGCGAUCUAAGCAGAAUGGUUUCCGCAUUCGCAGUAUCUGGAUGGCUGAUGUCGCGCAAGAAGGCCAGAGCAGUGUGAUCAAUGAAGACUCGCUGGGAAAUGAUCCUAGCUGGUUCGAUCACCCGCGCGAUCUCCUCCACCUGGUCAAUGUCAAGCGGGCAGAGAUGCCCCGGCCCAUCGUCGGCAUCGGACACAGCAUGGGCGGCGCCCAUCUCACCCAACUAUGCCUCAUGCACCCCCGUCUCAUCCACACCCUAGUCCUCCUAGAUCCAGUGAUCCAACGCCAAACAACCCAACUAGACGGCCUAAGCCUCCUAAAGAACAAGCGCGAAAUCGCCAAAACAACCCAACUAUCGACACACCGGCGCGACAUCUGGCCCUCGCGCCAAGCAGCACUUGAAAGCUUCCAACGAAGCCCCUUCUACAAAACCUGGAACCCACGCGUGCUCUCGCGCUGGGUCGAACACGGCCUCCGCGACCUCCCAACAGCUAUCCACCCGCUCCCACCAACAGCAGACAAAGCCAAUCCCCCAGUAACCCUCCGCACAACCCUGCAUCAAGAAGUCUUCACCUUCUCCCGUCCAAACUAUACCCACAUCCCCGGCAGUCCCGACCCCGUCAACCGCGUCACACACCCAGACCUAGACGCCGACCAUCCAGACACAUACCCAUUCUACAGACCGGAGCCAGCGCGUAUAUUCGCGCAGCUCCCACAUUUGCGUCCGAGUGUGCUUUACAUCUUUGCUGGGAAGUCAGAUAUGUGUCUGCCGUCUAUGCGCGCGGAUAAGCUUGCGAACACGGGAACUGGGCUGGGAGGGAGUGGGGGUGUUGCGGCGGGACGGGUGAGGGAUGUUUUCCUCGAGGAAUUCGGGCAUUUGCUUGCUCAGGAGGCUGUGGAUGAGUGUGCUGAUGCCGCUGUUGCUUGGCUGGCGCCUGAGUUGGGACGGUGGAGGGAUGAGGAGGAGGGGUUCCGGGCUGUUUGGGGGAAGAAGUCUAGGCUGGAGAAGGUUACUGUUGAUAAGGAGUGGCUGGAUAGGGUUCCUCCUCCAGUGAGGACGGCUAGGAAGGUUGAGUCGAAGCUUUGA
Molecule: messenger RNA, 1311 nt
Organism: Penicillium canescens
Lineage: Eukaryota; Fungi; Ascomycota; Eurotiomycetes; Eurotiales; Aspergillaceae
Product: putative toxin biosynthesis protein
Exons: 4
Coding region: 1-1311 (436 amino acids)
Source: RefSeq, a predicted model, not a curated record